Molecule: messenger RNA, 1552 nt
Organism: Sorghum bicolor (sorghum)
Lineage: Eukaryota; Viridiplantae; Streptophyta; Magnoliopsida; Poales; Poaceae
Exons: 1
Coding region: 129-962 (277 amino acids)
Source: RefSeq, a predicted model, not a curated record
CGCUCCCAUCUCGCUAACCGACUAGCAGUAGCAGUUGCUUCCCACCCUUUCCGGCCUCUCCAUCCCCACGCCGACCGCACCACCCGACCCGAUCGCACGCACACAAACACAAACCGAGCAGCAGAAACAUGCGAGACAUGGAGGACAGAUCGGUCGUCAGCCGCCGCCAUGAACCCACCACCGUCGCCAGGACGGCGGACGACGACGACGACGACGUGGCUUCCGGCGACGAGGACUCCGACUCGGACGCCGAGUUCGAGUUCCCCUUCGUGAGCCGGGAGUCCGAGGCGGCGGCCGACGAGCUCUUCGCGGGCGGCCGCAUCCGGGCCUUCUACCCGGUGUUCGGCCGAGUCCUGGACGACGAGGCGCCAGCCCCAGCGCCGAGGUCGCCGCUAGGGCGGCUGUUCCAGCUGGAGCAGGCGCGGACCUCGUCCGUCGCGUCCACGUCCUCCUCCUCCUCCUCCUCGACGGCGGGCGCAGGCGCGGCGGGCCUCGACGGCGCGUCCCCGGACAGCUACUGCCUCUGGACGCCCGGGUCGGCGUCGGCGGCGUCCUCGCCCUCGCGGUCGCCGCGGAAGAGCGGGUCCACGGGCUCCAUCCCGCGGUGGCGCCGCAUCGGGGAGCUCGUCGUCGGGCGCAGCCACAGCGACGGGAAAGAGAAGUUCCUCUUCCUCUCCGCGCCGCCGUCCCCGGCCAGGGACAGGGAGAGGGAGCACUCCUCCCCCGCCUCCAAGUCCAAGUCCAAGCCAAAGCAGCCUCAGCCGAAAGGAAGUAAAACCGCCGCCGCCGCCGCCGCCACCGAGCUCGACACGGUCGCCGCGGGGCGCCGGGUGUCCUACGGUGGCGCCAACGCCAAGGCCUCCACCGGAGGUGCGCGGCGCACGUUCCUGCCGUACCGGCAGGACCUCGUGGGGCUGUUCGCCAACGUGCGCGGGCUCAGCCGGAGCCACCACCCGUUCUGAAGCGGAUCCGGUGAGCCACGACGCGCCGUGGAAGCGGACCCGUUCCAAGCAGUGCCGACUUCAAGUUUGAAAUCGGGAUUUGAAAUUUCAGACGUUUUGACUUGGAGAUCCCCUGCAAAGAUGCUCUGUGAAGAUUACUACUGUUAUUAGUAUUACCAAUACGUGUGGGAUCAAAGCAAUUACGCAAGUGAAAAAGACAAGGUGUGAAGUCAGAGAAAAACAGGGGAAAUGUGAGGCCUCCAUUUCAGGAUUCGGCUCGGAAUCGUGGUCUCGAGUCGGUGGCUAACCACCUGCCUGCCCUGCGAUUUGUCAAGGUGGUCUAGGCGGGUACACAUAUACGCACAUGUUGGUGUUGGACAAGAAGUUUACAUUCUGUAUAUGCUGGUAUAUAUAGUAGCUUUGUACAUAUACAUACAAUCUAUAAUGUAUAGAGUAGUUAGAAGUAGGUGGGUUUGUUUGCGAGGAAUUUGGGUUUCCUUGUUUGCAAUCUGCAGUUUUGUGUUGUCGCAUCUCUAAUCUAAUUUUUUACUUAAUUAGCAAGUUUCUGUUGUGCGGUCUCCAAUCUUAUAAAUAAUAUGACGUUUUAAUUA